GCCGCUCCUCUCUGCCUCUCACAGUUUUCCAGAAGGACCAGCCACUGUCAGACUCCCUGCACACACUCACACACUCACACACACACCCACCCCGGCACGGACAGCUGUACAGCCGACCAACAACCAUGGCUGCACGGGACAGUUCCUUUCUGCUCAUCGGACUUCUGGUUCUCUUUCACACCUGGGGAGCGUGGGCUAAUGUGGAAGUGAACAUGGAGGACAGAGUGGAGGUGUACAGGGGAGAAAUGGCUCAGAUCGCCUGCAUGUUCACAUCGUCUGACGGUGUCGGCGGCAACGUCAUUCAGUGGUUCUACGUGACACGGACGGGUGAGAGGCAGAAAAUCUACUACCAGGACAGCACCAUAAAGGUUGUGGACAAAGGCACGCCGUUCACAGACCGGAUCAGUGUGAACGGUACCGGAGCCGACGGACAGAUCGUGUUGACGGUCAGCGACGUGCAGCUGGACGAUGAACUGGAGUUUAUCUGUGUCGUCAAAGCUCUGACGGAUGGGACUGGGGAGGGACGCACAAAGCUGAAGGUGUUCGAAACACCAGGUAGUCCCACUAUCGAGGGUGUGCAAACAGGGAUCUCCGUCCAUGAAGAAAACCCAUCCAAGAUUGGAACCUGUGAGGUCAAACAUGGCUACCCCAAGCCGAACAUUACGUGGUACAGAAACAAAACGCCCAUACACGCUGCUCAGGAUGUGGUGAAGGUGGUGCCGAGCAUCACCACUGAGUCCAGUGGCCUGUACUCAGUUAGGAGCGAGCUGAGCAUGAAGGUGAUGAAGGAGGACAAAGAUGACCUGUUCUACUGCGAGGUCACCUACUUUGUUCCCGGAGGAUUAAGGAUGACCGAAACCAGCUCCAUUAACAUCACUGUGUACUACCCCUCCACAGCUGUCAGUGUUUGGGUGGAGUCACCAAAGGGGGAAAUCAAGGAAGGGGACUCCAUUGAACUUCACUGCCAUGUCGACGGGAAUAAGCUAUUCUCAAUCAAUUCAAUCUCAAAUGAAGAUGGUUUUUCUUGGGACAACAAAACGGUGGUGCUGGAAAAUGUGUCCCGUCUGAACAGUGGAGUUUAUACAUGUACCUCUAUUGACACGGACACCUGGGAGGAGGUCUCGGGAAACACCACUGUGUUUGUCAACUAUCUGGAUCCAGCUGUCGUGAUACCUAAGGAUGGUGUGGAGUUGUCCAUGGGAGAGGAGCUGACGGCCACCUGUAACGCCCUCUCUUCUCUCCAGACACACACAGUCUGGUUUAAGAAUGGACAGAAGGUUUCAAUGGGCCACAGUUUGAACCUGAAGGAUGCUUCAUUUGACACAGCAGGGACGUACAAGUGCGUGGUGAAUGUUCCUGAGUUCGAAGGAAUGGAAACCAGCAACACACUUAAUGUUAACGUCAAUGGCCCACCAAAGAUCAUAGAACCAAAGUUCACAGAGUUCGAGAAGAGUUUUGAGGAUAUGGUGGAGCUGAGCUGUGAUGUCAAAGGUUACCCUGCUCCCACUGUCAUGUGGUCCACCUCUGACGGAAAGAUUCUUGAUGCAAAAUCGAAAACGGAUACAGAGGGCGUCCUUCAGAGUGUGGUCAGCAUCAAAGUCACCUCUGACUUUACAGCUUUCUGUAACGCCUCCAACGAUUUCGGCACGGACGCCGUGUCCUUCAACAUCACAGCCACUAAACACACUCCCACACCUGACACCACCACUACUAGCACUGCCGUUCCCACAGCUAUCAGAAUCAAGAAAGAGGGCAGUGGUGUUAUCAUUGCAGUCAUCAUAAUCUGCAUCCUGCUGCUGGCCAUCUUGGGUAGUGUGCUCUACUUCCUCUACAAAAAGGGCAAGCUUUGCGGCCGGUCUGGCAAGCAAGACCUCACCAAAGAGGUGUCCAGCAAAGAUAACAUCGUGGUGGAGAUGAAGAGCGACAACACGGAGGAAGCUGUGCUCCUCGGGGUCAACGGAGAAAAGCAGCCUCAAAACAACUAGUGAGGAGCGUACCUGGAUGAACAGAAGUGAGGAGGAAACUGCGGACACACACAGCUGCUCCAGUUCCUGCCUCUCAGGCUCAGAAUGGCCAAUGCUUCCCCCACAGCCCCUUAUUAGUCGUCAUGGUAAAGCUCAGUCUCCUGCUAGUAUAAAUGAUCACGAUGCACGACUGAGACUCAAAUUUUCUCCGAACUGCAACUUUAGCUUGACUGUCCUUUUAUCCAGCACAUUUCCUCUAGAAUAAGCUUUAAUGAGAAGAAGUGAUUUGAUCCCACCAUGACAAAACUCAAUUUCUAAAAUGACACCAAGAACUAUCCUAAGCCUAUAGUUCGUAUUACCACAAGCGUUGUAUAUUGCUGAUUGUCCGCAGAACAAGAUUUGGAGCACAACAUUGACCAGGGACUGUUUUUAUAUCCAACUAGGCAUCACCUCAGGCAAAGUAAUCACUGAAGAGCAGCGUGAAACAGGUCUUUAACAAGUGUACAUAUUAUAAUCUAUGUAUAUAUUUCUUUAUUUAAAAUGACAAUAUAGAGAAAAACAACCAAAAAUAAAUGACCAGAUAGCGUUUUAUUUUGUUUGGGUGCUGUUUAUGGACAGAAAUAAAGCUUAGGUUAGAUGUUUUGUUUUUAUUUUUGACUAUUUCUUUUUUUGUCUGUUUCCUGUCGCUUAAGUCUGCACACUGAAUUUUAUGGCGAUGCAAUGAUGCGUCCGCCUGCAGCCAGUUACAGCCUCACAACGUUUUUCCUUUUAUCUCUGAAAAAAACCUUUUAGGUCAUUUCAUUUUAUCACACAUCAUUCGCAUUUGUUGUUAGCUAACACACCACAGUUAUAGUAUUUUUAAAUAGAAGAUAUUUUUGUGAGACGGGUGCUUCAUUUAGUCUGUUUCUAGACCUAGAAGGGUUAACAUUAUUUGUAGUUUUAUGUUUUCUUUCCUUCAGUUUAGUUUUGUUAUUUUCUGUGUUGAAUCAUUAUCAACAGCCAAGUUGAAACUACAGAUGCCUUAGAAAUUCAACCAAAAGCCUUGUAUGAAUAUAAUUAGUAUUGUUAGUUUUAUUUAAUGUUCAGUGCACUGAUUUCUUUGUGUUUAUUCAUGCAGUCGUGUUUCCCGAAUGUGAAACAGUGGUUUUGUUUAGUGUGACUAUAGGUGAAUGAAAAGUAUUUCUGUCGCUAGUUAUUUUUUCGGUAAGGAUGAGGGUCGAACAGAUUUUUGGUCCAUAUAUAUGGUUCACAGCAUGAAGUUGCCCUCAUUAGGAAAAUACACGUUUCUGUUUAAUUAAGUAAUUCAUUCAUUUAUUGACUGAAACUUGAAAUAAUUAGUUGGCUUCCUAAGAGACACAGACCCCCCUCAGAUAUGACGACUAUAGCACAGUAUAUGACUUUCAGAGGAGGGGAUAAUGACUGACUCCACAUAUGCAAACUGAGUUUGCAGACAAUCAAACGCACUGUUUGGUAAUGUGCAGGUAUGGUCCAUACUUACCCUCCCUACCACCUGUUGGUCUGUUUUGUUCUGCUGUUUGUUAAGAACUACCACUGUUCAAUUGUUUUGGGUGUUAGAAUCCUGUUAAAUGCCCUUUAAUGCCUUGGAGUUCUGAAAUGUAAAAAUGAAUGUCAUUGAAUGACAUUCAAUUCAACAAAUUCAUUGUUUGUAGUUUUUGAAAAUUAUACCAAAUAAAGAUUGACUGUUAAACGAGAA
Molecule: messenger RNA, 3678 nt
Organism: Gymnodraco acuticeps
Lineage: Eukaryota; Metazoa; Chordata; Actinopteri; Perciformes; Bathydraconidae
Gene: mcamb
Product: melanoma cell adhesion molecule b
Exons: 17
Coding region: 126-1985 (619 amino acids)
Source: RefSeq, a predicted model, not a curated record